CCGGGCUACACCGAACAGCCAGGAAUCAAUUCAGAAUUGCCCAAUUUUAUUGCAUCACCUUUGCGACUUAAAUCGAUCUUGUUCGAUUCCUCUCUGUCCGGUGACGGUGACACGGUCACUCGUGCCGGACUACGCACAUUCCGUUCGUUCAACUUAUCCACCGACUGUCCUGGCUCCUUGGCAUUGGGCAUUUUAUAUUCUGAUCCAUGUCAGCCUAUGCGGCUUAAGCGUUUGGGUCAGUUCCUGUGCAAGGUGGACGCGACUGUCCAUGCGUUCCUUCCCUCGAUCUCAGUUGACUCCUCGCCCACUGUGGCUCCGUUUAAUCAGCGUCAUCGCGUUGCAAUCGCCCUGGCCGUGUUGCACAGUGCCGAGUCGAUUCGAAAUUUCUGGUGUCAACGUCGUCGUGUAUCAUUUGGCACCUGUUGGUCGUAUAGCCCUAAUUCAGAUGAACCGCGACUGCUGCAACGCACUGCCGCAUUCCCCACCUCGGACUCCAAUAGUUGGACGAGCUGGUCGUCGUCAUCAUCUCAUUGUAAUCGGCCUAUUGAUCCGACUUCAUCAUUCGCACCUCGCCCCCAGUGUCGUUCGCCUAUCUCCGAGGGCCCGGAUUGGCUGGUGCAUACCAGUGCUAUCGCGCGCUUCAUUCAGUUGGCCGAUCCUAGUGGAGCACCAACUUUUUGGCACUCCAUGGAUCAUGGUCCAAAUUAUGAGGGUAGUAGUAGCAAAAGCAGUACUGGUGAUGGUGGCGGUGGCACUAGUCCUACUGCUGGUGGUUCANUGCUUUGA
Messenger RNA from Echinostoma caproni, 786 nucleotides. Lineage: Eukaryota; Metazoa; Platyhelminthes; Trematoda; Plagiorchiida; Echinostomatidae. The record is from the annotation of a GenBank genome assembly.